Colletotrichum karsti is the source of this 2394-nucleotide messenger RNA. RefSeq lists its product as uncharacterized. Bases 1 to 2394 code for a protein of 797 amino acids. The record is from RefSeq and is a predicted model, not a curated record. The transcript has 5 exons. NCBI's taxonomy places the organism in Eukaryota, Fungi, Ascomycota, Sordariomycetes, Glomerellales, Glomerellaceae.
AUGGCGUCAUCCGGUCUCGGAAGAGGCUCCCUUCUGCUGGCCUUGUGCCUUUUGCUGGUGCUGCUUCCAGGCCGCGCUGCCGCUUUUGGUGCCGGCAAUAUCCCCUCCAUUGCUCAGGUAGAGGGCCACAAUUGGCGUCAUGGAGACAUCGAGGACAUGCUGAAGACCAUUGCCUUUUUGAAGGGCAAGAAAUGGACUUCCAUGCUGGUUUCCCGAGUCUAUUUCGGCAACUGGCUUCGCGACUACUCUCAGGCUGUCGACGUCGGUAGCUUGAAGGGAGUGAACGCUCCCACUAUCAGAAUCCUGGUGUGGGUGCUGUCGUUCAUGGCCUUCGGCUACGCGACUGAAGAGUUCGAGGUUACUGAGGAGCGCCUCGGCGUCUACCGCCCCGAAGAGCAUAUCGACAACCCCCUCGGCUACGCUGAUGGCAUGGACGCGCGCAAGUUCGACCCCCGUCUUCGAGGUCCCGUUGAUCCUGUCGAGACAAAGAUUGACUCGCGGACUGGCAUGAAGAACUACAUUGCAAACGAAUCGGGCGGGUGGGCAACCAGUGCUGGCUACUUGCGCUUCAGCUUCGCCCGCAGCAUUCACUAUGGUCGUAUGUACACCAAUGGCUCGCGCGGUUCGGGCAAGGAGGAAGAUCUUUGUGAGGCCCUGCGUUGCCUCGGACAAGCUCUUCACUGCAUGGAAGACUUCAGCGCUCACAGCAACUACUGCGAGCUUGCGCUUCGCGAACUCGGGUACCGCGAAGUCUACCCGCACUGUGGUGCAGCCACCGAAAUCGAACUUCAUGGCCGUCGAGUGUUCCCACUGGUUACCGGAACCUUCGGCGCCGUCGAUUUCCUCCAUUCCGUUCUCGGCGAAGCCACCGACCAUUUUACUCAAUCAGAGGUUGAUGAGAUGAAUGUUGCGCUUCAGAAUGCUGAGGGCUUGACUGCAGGCGUUGGAGGUGGUUCUUCCGGAGGCUCUUCAGGAGGCCUCAGCAGCAUCCCAGGACUCGGAAGCUUGGGCAAUCUUGCCGGUCUCGGCGGCGGCGGCGGCAGCGGAAGCCGCGGGCUCUUCGGCCUCGGAUCUAGUUCAUCUUCUAACAAGUCCAACGACUUCAUCUCUCUCGUCGACCAGCUUCCCGGCAUUGGCGGUGGCUUGGCCAAGCAGGCCAAGGAGCUGCAGACUCGUUCGGCCCAACAAGAGCAGGAAAAUCAGCGUGCCGGCAACUACUCUAGCAACCGCGGCGAUCUCUCGCGUGACAGCGCAAACCAGGUCCCCGGUAUGAGCGCGGACUUCGACCCGGUCAAGACGGCGAAGAACAUCUACCCCAUUCUUCAGUUCAGAGACAAGAUCGUCAAGUCCAUAAGCAACAUCAUCUCCAAGGUUCCUGGUCUGGAAAAGCUCUUGGAUCACAUCAGUGAGACGUUGACUGCGUUCAUUCUCGGACUCUUGGCGCCCUUUGUUCGGCCCAUCAUCAACCAGGUCUCCAAGGUGCUCAAGGACGGCUCCUCGACGGUCAUCAGCGCCAGCUCCAACUCCCAAUUGGAGCCUUGGAAGAACCCUAGCUGCGAUGACCCCACCCAUUCCAUGCUUUCGAAGGAUCACUUCACCAACGUUCUCAACUCGUGUGCUGGCAGAGUCGCAGCUGCGAUUCUGCAAUACGUUGUCCCUCGAGUUCUUUAUGCCUGGGAGAACCCCGGUGUACCCGUCGAUGAGGUCGUUAAUGAUGUCCUCCGUGCUUUCCACCACCCGGCGAUCCGCGACGAGAGAAUUGAGAUCCAGAGGACGAUGUUCGAGACGGUCCGCAAGUGGGCUGACGAGAGCCCUCUGAAGCAUCAGUUGUCUCACCUGCUAUCAUCUGAGUCGGUCAAGGCUGGCAAGAAUCACAUUCUAAGCGGCGAGGGCUCCAGGAGCCACAGUGGCCCUGGUCACUCUCACGGCGCCUGGGACAGCUUCGGCGAGCUGGGCCACGGCAAGAACAAGGGAUCCCUUUGGGGCCAGAUUCGGACGAGAGAUCUCAACUCCAUGGAGGGCGAUGACAGGAAGCCGUUGUCUAGCUCACCGCUGCCUCCUCAGAAUCAGAACUUCGGCUACGACCAAGACCAGCGAGCGAGCAGCCAACCGUACCCCAGUGGCGGGUACGAAUCGUCUCAAGGACAGGCUUCCGGUUACUACAGCCAGCCCGAUCCUCAAGGCUACGGCCACCACCAGCCGCCUCCCCCGCCUCAGGGGCAAUGGGGUCCUCCCCAGCCACCUCAGGGCUACGGUGGACCGGGCUACGGUGGCCCCGGCCCCGGUUACGGCGGACCGCCGCCGGGCCAGUACCCUCCGUACGGACAGCCGCCCCCUCCUCACCACCAGCAGGGCGGUGGUUGGGGACAGUACCCCGGCCAACACCGCUACUAA